AUGCUAAGCCCGGCGACCCCAACCCGCUCCGCCGCCGUGGGUUCACUCCCGCCGCUGGCUUCCCGGCGGUGGCGGUCACCGGCGCCGCCCUUCCUCCCUCGGGCCAUGUGCCCGCCGCAGCCUCCCCCGGCCUGGUCAACAGCGGCAUCAAAGCCAACAAAGUCGACGACGGCGGAGAGGCUGAGACUGGGGAGGCUGGCGGCGGACGGGCUCUCCUACUCGGAGAACUUCAUUGUCCGGUGUUACGAGGUGGGCACCAACAAGACAGCCACCAUCGACGCCAUCGCCAACCUCCUCCAGGUCAACUCUGACUCUCUCUCCUCCCCCUCGGAAGUUCCUCUCUCCUCUGCAAUAACAGAGCCUCUAAAAAAUGGUAACUAGUCCAGGAAGUGGCGUGCAACCACGCUCAGAGCGUAGGGUUGACUAGGGACGGCUUCUCGACGACCACCACCAUGAGAAAGCUGGGCCUCAUCUGGGUGACUUCUCGCAUGCACAUCGAAGUCAACAGAUACCCAGCUUGGUGAGGCCUCUCGGCCGCCGUUUUCUCUGGUUCUCCUGGGAAGCUGGAGCUCACCCUGGUUCCUGUUCAGGGGCGACGUUCUGGAGAUCGAAACGUGGGGUCAGCAGGAAGAUAGGAUCGGUACCAGGCGCGAUUGGAUCGUCAAGGAUUGCUCCUCUGGCGCAAUCAUCGGGAGGGCCACGAGGUGAAAUAUCUGCCCAUCUCAGCUGUCUGUUGUUCUUCCUCCGUUGACUCGUGUGUGUAAAAAGAAAAAGUCUGAUUUGAUCUGCUGCCGGCAGCAAAUGGGUGAUGAUGAACCAGGAGACCAGAAAGCUUCAGCGGGUCAGCGACGAAGUCCGGGAAGAGUUUCUGACUUUCUGCCCUCGAGCCCUUCGGUAGGGGAGAUCCUGUCCCACGACGUUGACGUCGAAGUUUAUGCGUCUCUCUUCUUACUUUUUUGGAGGGGAUUCCUUGAGAGACUUCAAAUGUAAAAAGGUCAACGGGGCCUCUGCAAAUCCUAGAUCGUUUUGAUCUAGCAAUGCAUUGAUGACAAUUAAAAAAAAGCAACUUCAACGAUCAGCUGACAAUAAAAAAAAGAAAAAAAGCUGACAUGUGGAAUUGAGACAUUCAUGAAUAAUUCGAAUGAUUUCAGAUUAUUAUGCAUGCACAUUAUUUUUUCCCCAUAUGUGAAGAUAAUGAUAUUAUUAUAUCAUGGGUCUUGCACUAGAAGCCAAUGUGACCACUGAGUCAGAGACAUACUCAAUAAAUGUCUUUUAUGUUCAUAUGUUGUCCAUUUUCUUCUGUCCAGGCUUGCGUUUCCAGAAGAGGACAGUGCCAGCUUGAAGAAAAUUCCCAAAUUAGAAGAUCCCGGGCAAUAUUCUCGACAUGGGCUCGUGGUAAGUUCUCUAGUAAAUCCAGAUGGAAUCCUAUAAAUUGCUUAGCAUCCUGCUGAAACCACUCACUGUUCUUGGAAAAAUUGCCAGCCCAGGAGGACCGACCUAGACAUGAACCAGCACGUAAACCAUGUCACAUACAUCGGAUGGGUUCUCGAAGUAAGUUCAGCUAAUGCCUUUGUGUGGAUGUCAACCUCUUUCGCCGGAUAUAUGCACAUUCUUCCACUGUCAUGGAUGAAGUUAGGCUUUCAUGCUGCUGCUCCCCACCGUAUAUUUCUCCUCUAUUAUCCUAAAAAAUAUUUUUCUCAUGUAACAGAGCUUGCCACAAAGGAUCAUAGACACCCAUGAGCUGCAAGCCAUUACUCUCGAUUACAGGCGGGAAUGCCAGCACAGUGAUGUGGUUGACUCACUCACUAGUCUUGAAUCGGAGGGGAUGGAAAUCAAGGGCAUAAAUGGGUCUUCUAAUGGAAAUCCGUCGCAGGAAGACUACUGUCAGUUUCUUCAUUUCUUGAAGUUGUCCGGCAGUGGACUGGAAAUAAGCAGGAGUCGCACAAGGUGGAGGCUGGUCAAAUAA
Spirodela intermedia is the source of this 1966-nucleotide messenger RNA. NCBI's taxonomy places the organism in Eukaryota, Viridiplantae, Streptophyta, Magnoliopsida, Alismatales, Araceae. The record is from the annotation of a GenBank genome assembly.